Scomber scombrus (Atlantic mackerel) is the source of this 847-nucleotide messenger RNA. It is a transcript of the gene c3h1orf74, whose product is annotated as chromosome 3 C1orf74 homolog. The record is from RefSeq and is a predicted model, not a curated record. The transcript has a single exon. NCBI's taxonomy places the organism in Eukaryota, Metazoa, Chordata, Actinopteri, Scombriformes, Scombridae. Bases 2 to 787 code for a protein of 261 amino acids.
CAUGUCCACUGAGGAUCUCUUUGUUGCUGCAGCUCGUAAAUGUUUGUCUGCAAGAAGGAAAUCUCUUUCUGUUCCUCAGAGUCUGGAUCUUGCCGCACAGGUGUCGGCUGUUGAUUUGGGCUUGAAACCAGCUCUGCUGUAUGACAGUAACGGCACCAACACAGAGCGAGUGCAGCAGUAUUUGAGCUCAUUGCAGUCUUCUCAACUUGUGUCUAAAUCGCUUCUCACGAUGGAUUUAAGUGGUAACACUCUCAUUGUUAAUCCAGUUUCAGUAAGAUCAAAUCUAGAAAGGCUGCUUCAUGAUAGUGGCGUGGUUGUGAUUAAUGUCUGCCACUCACUGGAGAAACCUGCCAUCGCUGACAGAGGAGAGCUGAAGAGCAUAGCGCAGGAAUUACUGCUUCUCCUGAGAGAGUUUGAACAACUGAAGGAGGCCGAGAAACCUUUUUAUGUUGGGGAGAAAUCGGAGGAAUGGAACCUGUGCACAGUGUUCGGUCUGUUAUUGGGUUACCCUGUCACUUACUGGUUUGAUCAGACCCAGAGCUUUGAAAACUGCCUGUCUAUGACCCCCCUGAUGGUGACCAAAGCUUCAGCGACGUGGCAGGCGGACACUGCAGGUCACGCAAUUUGCCUGUUGUCCUUCAGCGUCCCAGCUGCUCUGCACAAAGAGACGCAGUCCAACCUGGAGGACUGGAAGCUUCGUCUUCAGGAAAGAUUUCAGCAGCAACAUGUCCUGAAAGAUCUCACAGUCUGUCAAACCACAGUCACACUGCCCUCAGUCUGUUUGUGAUGCUGGCAUGAGUUUGGAUUAUGUGGAUUUGUCAUCGCUCCAUUAAAAUUGUCAAAACAG